CUUGGCGGCGGAGAAAAUAUCGGAGAAUUGUGAAUGGCGUCAACCGGCGCUAAGUAGGCGAAUGUCGAAGCGACCUCCCCAUCUCGGCCGGCCCCGCACCCGGCAUAAUCGGUGUGGUGAUACUACCUCUUGCCAACUUCAUGACGCCAUCGCCGUAGCUGCACACCGAGAGGCCUUACCGACUUCAAUUCUCCGCUCGUUUCUCCGCACACGUUACUUGUGAUAGCCUCAACAUGUAACGCGAUGGCGGGGGUCAGCAUCUCUAAAUAGUGACCUCCAUCCGCAUGUUGUCGGUCACGAUGGUUCAUCUCUUGAUCACCCGUCCUCAUCUCAUUCCAUUCGACCCGAGUUGUCUGCCUGACAACCGGUCUCUUCAACAUGGGCAAAAUCGACGACAUCGAGAACCACACCAAGGGUUCGCCAACAGCGACCCUCAACCGCGGUGACAGCCACGACGGCAAAGCAUCACUCAAGGACUCCGAGCCUCAUGUCGGUCGCUCUGAGCUGAGCGAUGUCAUCCCUCCUGAUGAUGGCUAUGAGGGAAAGCACCGGUGGGAUCCAUUGGCGACAUGGACCCCUGAGGAGGAGAAGGCCGUGGUGCGCAAGACCGACAUCUGGUUGCUCUCCUGGCUCUGUGUCAUGUUCUUCGGUCUUCAACUUGACCGUGGUAACUUGGCAAACGCUCUGGCUGACGAAUUCCUGGACGAUCUCAACCUCUCGCGCGACGACCUUAACAACGGUAACACCAUCCAGUUGGUUGCCUUCUUGAGCGCCGAGUUCCCUGUUCAGUUUCUGACCAAGCGUUAUGGUUUCCGUUAUGUCCUUCCGGCCAUGAUGUUUGCGUGGGGAACUGUCUCCUGGGGUCAGGCAUGGAUUCACGACCGGGCAAGCUUUUAUGUUACCCGUGCACUUAUUGGUGCUUGCGAGGGUGGUUUCAUUCCGGGUGCUAUUCUCUACGCGACCUACUUUUACACCUCCUCCGAAUUGUCGACUCGUCUGGCGGUGUUUUGGUCGACUUUGAACGUUGCACGCGUCAUCUCGGCUUUGUUGGCGGCUGGUAUUCUCAAGAUGCGUGGUAUUGGUGGCCACCCGGGGUGGUUUUGGCUGUUUUUGCUUGAGGGUCUUCUUACUGUUCUUCUGGCUUUCAUCUCUUUCAUCUACCUUCCCGCGGCUCCUACCAAGACCACGGGCGUUCUCUUCCGCGAGUCUUGGUACACUGAGCGCCAGGAGGUGAUCAUGGUCAACCGUAUCCUCCGUGACGAUCCCGCUAAGGGCUUGACUCUGCUCAACGAGCCGGCCACCUGGCAAGACGUCAAGGCUACCUGGACAGACAAGUCUCUCUGGGGACUCUUCUUCAUCGGCCUCAUCGCCUACAUUCCCGCAACCCCAGUCCAGGGCUACCUCACCCUGACCCUUCGCGACCUCGGCUUCACCGACAGCUUCGAGAUCAACAUGCUCACCAUCCCGUCGGCCGUCCUCCAGAUCAUCACCAUGCUGAUCCUCGCCCGGUCGAGCAAGUACUUCAACGAGCGGACCUUCCACUGCUUCGUGGGCGAGUUCUGGGUCAUGCCGCUGCUCAUCGCCUUGAUCACGCUGCCUGACGGAGGUCGUGAGUGGGGGCGGUAUUCGUUGAUCACGCUCAUCAGCGGGUACCCUUACUUCCAUCCUAUUGUCACUUCUUGGAUCUCAGAGAACACUUUUGAUGUCAAGAAGCGGGCUAUUGCGGCGGCGACGUAUAAUGUUAUUGUGCAAGUUGGUAGUCUGAUUGGCAGUCAGAUUUAUCGCGACUACCAGAAGCCGUAUUAUAAGAUUGGUAAUACCACGCUCGUGUCUAUCAGCGCGUUGGCUUUGAUCACAUUUGUUGUUCAGAGAUUCGUCUUGGUUGGACUCAAUAAGAAGAAGGAGAAGGAGUGGGAGAAGAUGUCGAGGGAGGAGCAGUUGGCUUAUCAGAAUGAUGUGACGGCCAGAGAGUUGGAUGGGAAUAAGCGGUUAGAUUUCCGGUUUGUAUACUAGAGGGACACCAGUACCAGCACUGGAGAUGUCUUGAAUGAUAGUUCUAGGGUUACAAGUUGACACCAGACAUUAUUGAUCUUCC
Molecule: messenger RNA, 2095 nt
Organism: Podospora pseudopauciseta
Lineage: Eukaryota; Fungi; Ascomycota; Sordariomycetes; Sordariales; Podosporaceae
Exons: 2
Coding region: 379-2013 (544 amino acids)
Biological process (GO): transmembrane transport
Cellular component (GO): membrane
Molecular function (GO): transmembrane transporter activity
Source: RefSeq, a predicted model, not a curated record